Molecule: messenger RNA, 1240 nt
Organism: Bolinopsis microptera
Lineage: Eukaryota; Metazoa; Ctenophora; Tentaculata; Lobata; Bolinopsidae
Exons: 2
Coding region: 3-959 (318 amino acids)
Source: RefSeq, a predicted model, not a curated record
GAAUGUUAAUUUUCUGGAAGUUCCUGUUUGCAGAAGAUCAAAUCCACUACGAGAAAGAUCCAAUCCACCCCGUCAACAAUGUCUCGGACAUUGAGCCUUACAGCCCGAAAUCCACAGACACGGUCAUAUGUGACGUGUUGGGUAUAUUCUUUAUCUGCACCUGGAUAAUAUCCACAUCUCUUAACCCUCUCCUCUACUGGUACUUCAGAGGAAUCAAGAGGAGCUCCAGUGCAGAGCUCAAGAAAUAUCUUGCAGUUACAGACUUCCUGACAAAUGUUUGGGCCCCGCUUGCCUACACCUACUUCAUGCUGCUCGGUGAUCUAGUGCCCCUGUCUCAUGUCGUGUUAAGGUACGUCCGCACCUGGACCUGCAUCUUCGGUUGUUUUUCUCAGAUUAUAGGUUUCCUGCUUGCAGUCACCAGAACCAGCAAGAUAAUGUUCCCUUUCUUCAAUUUUAAGCAAAGAUACGUGAUGAUAUACUUGGGGUGUUACUUUGCCUACAUGAUUCUCAAUAAUGGAGCUUAUUUUGUUGUCAGCGAGUUCUUUCUCAACGAGACUUGGGGCAUCAAGUUACUGAAGAUCGGGUUUGAACUGUGUUUUUGGGCGAACUUUACCCACUGCUGCGCUGGACUGUUCAUAUCUGUCUUCACUGUGGUAUAUCUUUACUUCACUACCAGGAACAGUCCGGGUAAAAAGAACGCAAAGUACAUGACGAGCUGCAUUACCAUUCUGUUCAUCAACAUACCCUACUUCAUAUCAGUUACCGGCCUGGUCCUCGUCAUGUGGUUCCUGCCUCCCCACGUUAGCCUCCACGAGAUAAUCUUCGCUUGGGUCCCCAUUGUGACCUCCACAUGCAACCCCAUUAUAAUCCUCACCAGAACAAGUGAUGUCAGAGUUGCUGUUCGAGCUGGUGUUCUUCGUCGACCUAUUCACCAGGGACCAUCUUCCUCUAGAAACUAAAUUUCAGUGUUUCAAGUUUUUAAAUGCGUGGGCUGUGUCAGUUUCCGUUUUAUUUUUCAUUUCAUCUUUUGUCAUGAUUAAGUCCAACCCAGAAACGUCGACCUCAUUCAGUUGUUUAUUCUUCAAGUAUUGAGGUUUCUCUGAUCAGCUCUACAUGAUUGCUUGGCGUUAUCAGUCUCGCUUCGAUUCGAAAAUUAUGAUAUGAACAAAUUUCUUCUCUCAACGAACUAUAACACCGCUUGAUCAGUGGUUUGUAAUUUGAUGUAACAUAAACGUUAUAC